UGUAUACAAUAUGGCGGCAAACAGAAUUAUGACUAGAUAAAUUACAGACAAAAAAGUUCAUUUUUAGACUGUAUAAUUUAAGGGGAAGUGUUCUCAAGGGCCAGAGGACAUACAAGCAUGCCGAGCUUACCUCCAUUGGAUGAUGAUGGUCAAGGAGGAAAGUUUAAACCAAAGAACAGGAAGAAAGUGGAUCAGCAUGACUUGAAAAAAAUGGCUCCACAACAAAGAAGCAGAUACUUGGCGUAUGAAGAUCCCCCAAAAGAAGUGUCAGAUGCCAUGGGAGCUACAAAGAAAAGGCUGCUAGAGAAAAGAAGAAUGAUCAUGAGGGCCAAUCAAGAUUUGCCGGAAGAAGAAUAUGACGAAAGAGAUAAACAUGCAAAGCUCAUUGGACAACUAAAAGCUGCAGAGGCAAGAAAUAGGUUAAGGAUCAUGAGAUUAAGAUAUCAAGCAAAUCGGGCACAAGAAAUAAGCCAUUUGAUUGCCUGUCAACCUACAGCUCUAAAGGCAGUGCGUCUCCAGGCUUUAGUACCAGCGUACCCAGAAAGAGAGGAAAGAAAAGAUCGCCUGGAUAAACUUGAGAGGGUAAGGGUGGAGCGACUAUUGGAAGAUACUCAAGGCCUUCUGACCAAUAGAAUUCACUGAUCCAUCACACGAAAAAAUGUUAACUUAACACAGUCGGCCAUCUUAAUGUUACAGUACUGUUUUGUAAUAGACUCAGUUUUAACAGUGUUUAUUUCUCAUGCAAGACCAUAAUUUCUAGUCAGGGUUUUUUCAAAUGAAAUGGUUUGAAUUUUAGAAAAUUUACUGAACACUGUCAGACCAAACCCAAGGCCUCUUGCCUAGAUUUUACAGCUGUUAUUUUAGCAGUUGUACACUUAAAUAUUUUACAUUCAACUUUUAAAAUACUUUUAUUCUUUGUGGUAUCUUUGGUUAAGUUUUGAUAAAGGUUGAAGAGAGCUUUCUUUUUUUUUUUUAAUUAAAUUUUAAGAAUUUGUAUAAAUUUGUACAAUUAUUGUGAAAAUUAUACUUGUGCAUUGUAUGCAAAGAGCUUUUGCAGUGUAUACCAAAAAGCUAGCUGUCUUUCAAAAAUAUUUCCAUAAAAUUCUUUUUUUAAUAAAAUGUUUUCUAAAAAUUAUUAGUGGGCAUGCACAAAAUUCUAAUCAUUUAACAAUUAUAUUGUCCAUGUUGUCAAAUGCAUUCCAAAAGGUUGCAAUAUUUUAUCUAUAUUUAUAGGGCUUGUGCAACUGCAGGCCAGAUGUGCAGAUAGAUAAAGCUUGUGUAUAAACAUGUAUAUAGAAAAUAGGACAAUUGCAUGUAUGCAAACCAUGGUUUUAUAUAUUCAAGCGAAAAAUUACAUCAAAUGUACGGGUACUACUGUACAUGUACAUGAUGUUAUAGCCUUUUAUUGGCAUGUAGACAUUAUAAAUAUCAAACAUAUAGAUUCUGGUACAUUGUCAUGUAUUAGCUAUACAUAGAUACAAUACAUGCAAUGUACCACUACUUUUUAGCCCCACAUCAUAUUCAUCAAGAAAAAUAAAUGUUCAAUUUUUUAACCUAGUGCUCAAUUCAUGUUUGCAAUCAUGUUAAAAUACUGUAUAUGACAGCAGUAUUGAUUGAUGAUUUACUAUGUGUCUUCAUAAUGUCUGUGAUUAUAUUUUGUUUUAUGAAUGCCUUGGUUCUUAUAGGUAUACCAGCAUUUAUAUCUAAAUGUAUUUUUCACUUUUUGUAUUGUUUGAUAAAAUUAUUGUAUUUUGUGAGUGUUCUGUGCUUGUAAUUGUAUCAGAAUAUGUAUUAAAUAAACAUUUUUCACUUGUCAAA
Messenger RNA from Saccostrea cuccullata (small rock oyster), 1818 nucleotides. Its product is annotated as protein LKAAEAR1-like. NCBI's taxonomy places the organism in Eukaryota, Metazoa, Mollusca, Bivalvia, Ostreida, Ostreidae. The record is from RefSeq and is a predicted model, not a curated record. The transcript is spliced from 7 exons. The coding region runs from base 118 to 642 and encodes 174 amino acids.